AAUAUGCAGAACAGUAAAUUAAAUAUGUGCUGCAAUUAUUUUCAGCAUUUUCUGUAUGUUAUGUGCAAAAAUAAUUUUAUCUGCAUCUUUGCACCAGGUGGUUGAGGCUGAGAAAUCAGAACCUGGUCAACUUUUGCUUUUGCUCAUGGGGUAGUGCGAGUUUCCGUCACCUGGGAGUUCAUAUAGCAGCAGGCUGUGGCUACUCAAAUGCAGGCGAUGAGAAAAUACAUAGCUAAAAGCUUUGAAGAUUGAAAGCUUUUGAAGACUUGAAGAUUGAAAGAGGAGCUGCAUAAUCACGUGCAUGUUCCUCUAGCUCGGUUGGUGGAACAUUGUGGUAGUAGCACAACACUUCUUGGUUUGGUUCUCUUGGAGCACACAUACCGAUGAAGUACCUUGAAUGCAUACCACAGAGGCGCUCCGGAUUGAAGAGUCUGCCAAAUGCAAAAAUUUAAAGGUAGGAACAUAUCAUUGGAAUUUCAUCGUGCUCUGUCAUUAAUAGGUUGCAGGGUGAUGAGAACAAACAGUGGGUAUGUGAAAGCAAGGCCAACCACUAACAAAAAAGACAGACUAUUCCAGGAAAGCCUGGCGUCUGAUGACAUAUGAGAGAAUAUGUUGCAGGGUGAGAGGGUUAAGGUAAUGCCUUUUCCUCCCUCGCUUGGUUUUAACCGCAUUGUUCACCUCACUUUCACAGUCCUUGUCAUUCUUGUGCAGACCCUCAGAAUGCAGAGUGCAAGAUCGAAAGAACAUGCGCACACACACGUACACUUCGAUAGACUGUUUCAUGUGGCAGCUCCUGUUCUUCACUGGUGUGUGAAAUAGGGUUUACUGAAACUCGAUUUCUGCUGCAUCACUGUUUACAAACACUUGAAAACUCUUUGAAUUAGGAGUAGAUACAUUUUUCUUUUGGGCCGUUUUCAAUGCAAUUCAAUAUUUUACAUAGGAUUACUGAGCCUUUUUGGUUGAUGCGGUUGGCAAGUAUUCGUUUUUUUAAUUUAUUAUUGUGCUUCAUGCUCUGCACAUUUUGAAGAUGUUUUAUCUAAACAAGCUUACAAUGCAUUAAAGUUAUACAUUUUAUUUGAAUUAUAAUAAACGGACACAGAAAUAUUGGCAGUCAGCAGAUAUUUAGAUACGCAUGAUGCGGUUGGAGAUAUCCCUGAUCUGUUCAGCUAGCACAGAUGAGUUCCCAUACAAGUUGUGGGCGUGAUACAGAAGACCAUCUCACAACGAAACUUACCUGCUUGAAAGACUUAACCCUGAAUAUGUAAGGUUUCUAUAGUCAAACCUGGUACCCUUUGGUGUGCAGACAGGAUGCUGGUGGUCUGUUAGAAAGAUGGUGUUCUGAAGAACUCUUUCUAGGUCACAUGCAUUCUUUCGCCUCAUAUGCAGAUGGAACACCACACUGACCUCUAAAAGAAGCUGGAAAUGUUUUAUUUGUACUGUAUUAAUAAAUUAUUAAUUGGAUGGAUGCAAACUUUAGGUAAAAAAUGUAAAAAUAAAUUAAAAGAUGAUCAGGGGUCCUGAUUUAUUUAGCAGGUGGACUGAUUAAGCUAAAUGUGCAUUGUACAUUUUGGAUUAGAUCUAAUUACCAGACUUAACUUUAGCCCAGAAAAUCUUAAAAGUAUAGUUCCAAUGAAAACAUGAUGUUUAAAAUAAUUUCCCACCCCCACGUCAAUCCAAGAACAUAAUCAUACUUUUGUGGAAAACAAUGGAGAUGUUUUUUCAUACAAUUAAUGAAAGUGUAUGUAAUGAUUUUAAUCCCAGAAUCCUAAAAGAAAAUAUUCAUGAAAAUAGUCUAUACAAUAAAGUUUUCUGAAGUCUUAUAGCAUUGUAUGAGAAACUGAGGGAAAUUUCAUUUAUUAUUUUCAUAUAAUUGUCAUUACAAUCUAUAUACAUAAUUUGUUUUACAGUAAAUAACAUACAAGGUUAGAACAACAUGAGGGUGUAAAAUAAAAUAUGUUUUUUGGAAAACUAUUCCUUUAAGAUGUUUUGCAAAUGUUAUAUUUUAGAAAGCAAAGGGUAAUAAUUGCAAGUUACAUGUACAAAACUCAAAACGUAUAUGGUUUCCUGUCUUUGACGUCAUCAUCGCACCUCUCUCCGAGAAUUACAAGAAUUUGUGCACUAGUUUACCCCAAAUGCAUGCACACUCAAAAACCCAGAGCCAUAAUUGCCACAGACAUUCAUAAAGCUAUAGUCUCUACAUCUAACUACUGUAUCGACCUUAUAUGUCUGCGUGAUAGGAAGGAAAGAGAGAAUCAGAGGCAAAGAGUAAGUGAGUGAGAUAGACAGAGUGUGUGUGUGUGUGUGGGUGAGUGGGUGGGAAGUUUAAACCACACUGCAGGACCUUUUAAAAAACUGUUCUGCAGCCAGCCUUCUCAAGACAAACCAUCUUCUCACCGACACUCUUCCACACAACUUUGAGCUUUGCAGAAAUGAGUUCUAACUUGGGCCAUUCAUCUCCUCCACUGUAUACGGUGGAUUCUGGUGGAGGUCAUACUCAACUGCAUCGGUAUUAUCAUCAGCAGAUGCUCGGACAGGGAAAUCCACCCCUGGUACCCUGCUGGACGUUCCCUCCUGCUCGAGCUGAGAUGAAGAGAAGGGGGUGGGGAACAAUGAGCACUGGGAUGACUUGGGUGCUGACUUUGAUACUUCUUUUGGUUUUUGCGGCCCUGGGGCUGGGAACCUACCAGAUCCUGAGGUUACAGACUGAAGUGGAGAGGCUCACACAGGAAAUGCCUGCACAAAUUGAGAGUGUCGCCCCACAGAGACAAGUUGGCAUGUUAUCUGCACAGCUGAACAAACUUACACAAAAAUCAGCUGCACAUGUAAUAGGAUGUGCAGACCAGAGCAAAUCACCCGGAACUCUGAAAUGGGAAGCGACACAUGGCGAAGUGUUCACAAAUGGCAUCAAGUACAGCAAUGGCGGCCUUCAGGUGAAUGAGACUGGCUUAUACUUUGUUUACUCCCGUGUGGAGUUUCUAGCAAGGACAUGCAAACCCACAGACUCUCUCACCCACAUGGUGAUUGUGUCGAGAAACGGACGCAAUCAAACAAUUAUGGAGGAUCAUAAAGAGGGCUUCUGUAUGUCAGGGGGCAAGCAGGUGUGGAUGACAGGGAGUCAUCUGAGCUCUCUUCAACAUCUCAAGCAGUCCGAUUGGCUGUUUGUCAACGUUUCACACCCACAUCUGCUCAGCAAAAAUUUUCAUUAUAAUUAUUUUGGCCUUUUCAAGAUCCAUUGAUCGUGAAGAUCUUGAAGACGUUGUGCUUGAGUGUGAGUUCAGGUGAAGAAGUUUUACUUUGGACUUUCUGAUCUACCCCAAGAUCACAUGUGCUUCAUCUGCAUUCACUGCAGUGCAAGCAGUUAGAUCGGCAUUGAGAGAUUGCAUUUCAUUUCCAGCAGAAUGGAUCUUUUGCCUGCGUGCAAUACGUUCUUGUGUUGUAAACCGUUUUGCGGAAGAGUUUUCAGAUUGAACGAACACUAAUAAUCUGCUGUAUCAGGAGAAGAUUGGAUUUAAGUAUUUAUUUUCUUUAAUGUCUGCCUGUGGGUAAAAAGUCACAUUGUAUCCUAAGGUGAUAAAUCAGUCAUAUUGACUAACGAUAGUGAUGUACAAACGAUUAUUAAACUGAUACGGUCAAUAAAAUGUGUAAUUAUAAAAUAAAAUGUGAUGUUUAUUAUUUAGAAGAAAAACUGCAAAAAAAGCAGAGGAUGUCUCUCACUAGAGAUGAGCAAGAUUUUGUGGUGAGAUGUUUCCAACACUGCUAAUAUUUGCAUGUGAUAGUGGGCUGCUUAGGUAAAAAUCAUGUUGAUCGUUGGUGGAAUAUUUCCACGGUUAUUUAAUUUGGUGGAAUAUUUUCAUGGUUUUUUAAUUUCACAUUUGAAUUGACGAGCAACAUUUGCCACAUUCUAUCAUAUCAUCAUAAUAAAUUAAUGACA
This is a messenger RNA of Triplophysa rosa, 3931 nucleotides long. It is a transcript of the gene faslg, whose product is annotated as Fas ligand (TNF superfamily, member 6). The coding region runs from base 2430 to 3236 and encodes 268 amino acids. The record is from RefSeq and is a predicted model, not a curated record. Gene Ontology annotation, cellular component: membrane. The transcript is spliced from 4 exons. NCBI's taxonomy places the organism in Eukaryota, Metazoa, Chordata, Actinopteri, Cypriniformes, Nemacheilidae. Gene Ontology annotation, biological process: immune response; extrinsic apoptotic signaling pathway via death domain receptors; positive regulation of canonical NF-kappaB signal transduction. Gene Ontology annotation, molecular function: tumor necrosis factor receptor binding.